AUGGGUUUUAUUGCGAGAUACGGACUUUCUGACAUGUCUGAAAUUCAUAUUGAAGAAAAAGUAUCGUCUGCCGAAGAAAUACAGUUAGUUAUACAAAUAAAAGAAGCACUAAAAGAAGAUGUUUUAAAAAAUAUUCCGAACUUUUACUGUCCUCUUACUCACGAUCUUCUUCAAGAUCCAGUUGUAACUGAAGAUGGUAUUACGUAUGAAAAACAAGCAAUUAAAGAUUGGUUUAAUAAAUGUACAACGGAAAAUAAACCACUUACAAGUCCUAUGACGAAUCAAAUAUUAUUUUUCUGGUAA
Molecule: messenger RNA, 303 nt
Organism: Didymodactylos carnosus
Lineage: Eukaryota; Metazoa; Rotifera; Eurotatoria; Philodinida; Philodinidae
Source: the annotation of a GenBank genome assembly